Messenger RNA from Cyphellophora europaea CBS 101466, 1215 nucleotides. RefSeq lists its product as uncharacterized. NCBI's taxonomy places the organism in Eukaryota, Fungi, Ascomycota, Eurotiomycetes, Chaetothyriales, Cyphellophoraceae. Bases 1 to 1215 code for a protein of 404 amino acids. The record is from RefSeq and is a predicted model, not a curated record. The transcript is spliced from 2 exons.
AUGAUUUACCAUUCCGAUGUCCCAGCGGCUGCGGCUGCCUUCAACCUGAUCCAGAUAUUGCAGGUCAUAGGCGCGUUUGUCACCGCUUCGGCGUUAACGGUCCUCGCUUCACUCCUUGGCUUGUUUCUCGAUCUAAAGAGACCGCAACCGAUACCACAUCCUGGGAUGGCGAAACCUGUCGCAUACAAUCGAGUUGAUGACCGAUGGACCGAGUAUAUUGAUCGACUUCAUGCCAAGUACAUGCCAACAAUGAAACUACCAUAUGGUCAGGACUUCUGGUUCCAAGUCUUUUAUAGGUUCGCCCUCUCAUUGAGCGACACCCAGCUGGUAUCUGGCUUGGCAGUGAUUUCCACCGCUUUGAUUCGCAUGGCUACGGGCGAGCUGUCGACGUAUCAUUUUAACAUCAUACAAGAUCUCGCUUGGCUAUCCAACAACUCGCACCUGCUCAGCUUACACCUCAUUCGCGCAUGGAUCGAGCAGCAGGAGCAGUCACACCCAGCCUCGACCACUCUGCAGGCAAGACACGCAUCACAACUCGGGGCAUACUUUGGCCUGCGCAUGACGCGUUUCGUGCUCAUGAGCGUUAUGCUCGCUUUGAUGCUGACGAUCGUCAUCUUUAGCGGAUCCCGCUGGAUGUACUCUUACUUCGAAUGUCCUGCAUCGUGUACGGCAUUUCGCUGGCCUGGUAGUACCUCGGAGGCCGGUGGGUCACCGCAGCAAUGGAUGAUCACCAAUAUCGUCUUGCUUAGCUGGGCAUACUCAAGCACCAUGGUCUACCUGCUAGGGCCAACUGCUGAGUCCUGGCGCCAAGUCAAGCAUGCGGCUCGUCCAGUGUUGGUGAAGCUGGAUCGGCGCUUAUUGGACGGGCUGCAAUACCUAUGGGACUUCUUCGGAUCUACGCUGUUCGAAUCAGCGUUCCAAAUUACGUGGUUUGGCCUUGGUGUACAUUGGCUCACCGACGAUUGGAGGUCUGGUCAGCGACUGCUUCAACAUCCGGCAGAUAUUCCCGGCUAUCUAGAUUGCGAGCCAAUCAUGGGCGGCGAGGCCGGUUGGGGUUUUGGCCAAGUGUUUCCCCUUUUCAUGCUUCUUCUGCCGCUGAUGACUUUACUUGAGGCAUUCGAAGAUGAAAAACGGGCGCUGCCACCUCCGGCAUCACACGCCCAUUGUGGCAAAUUCACACAACCUAGAAACAGUCUCCACUACCUGGACAAGUAA